Molecule: messenger RNA, 1911 nt
Organism: Tetrapisispora phaffii CBS 4417
Lineage: Eukaryota; Fungi; Ascomycota; Saccharomycetes; Saccharomycetales; Saccharomycetaceae
Gene: VBA4
Product: Vba4p
Exons: 1
Coding region: 1-1911 (636 amino acids)
Biological process (GO): transmembrane transport; basic amino acid transport
Cellular component (GO): fungal-type vacuole membrane
Molecular function (GO): basic amino acid transmembrane transporter activity
Source: RefSeq, a predicted model, not a curated record
AUGGUAGAAAAUGAUGUAAUUUCUAAUAUCGGUGAUGAUUCACUGAGUCAUGUACCGCCAAGGGUACAGGAGGAUAAAUCACCUUUAUUACAUGCCAUAAGAGGUGAGCUAUUGCAAGAUAGCAGCUUUUCGUUGCCAGGUUUCGUAGCUGCCGAGAUUGAAGAAAGAGAGGAACUAUAUAGAGAGGCAUCUAUUGCUUCAAACCAACAUCAUGACUAUGGUAGUGUAGCGAAUUCUAUCAUUUUAGAUAAUGAUAAAAACAACUUGUCACCGACAAGAUUAAGACUUGCGAUGUCUUCUAUGUAUUUGGGAAUAUUUUUAUCAGCUUUGGACAAUACAAUUGUGUCAACUUUAUUGGCUCGAAUCGGUUCAGAAUUCAAUGAAUUGCCUAGAAUUUCGUGGAUUGCAACCGCUUACCUUUUAUCUAGUGCCACUUUUCAACCUUUAUAUGGCAAGAUUUCUGAUAUCUUUGGAAGAAAAAUAGUUUUAACAUUCUGUAAUGUUAACUUCUUUAUUGGAUGCCUGAUAUGUGGUACUGCAAAAUCAUUUUGGGUUUUAGUCAUUGGUAGAUUUAUAUCUGGAGUUGGUGGAGGUGGUAUCACAUCAAUGAGCACAAUUACAGUUAGCGAUAUCAUUCCAUUGAGAAAUAGAGCAUUAUACCAAGGUGUUUGUAAUUUUUACUAUGGGUUAGGCAUUGCACUAGGUGGUAUCAUUGGAGGUUGGUUUACUGAAAAGUUAGGCAGUUGGAGAGGGGCAUUUUUAUUUCAGGUUCCAUUAUCAGUUAUAAGCACAGUAACGGUUAUGGUAUGGCUACAGUUGCCUAAAGAUAGUAAAAGCUAUGGUUUAGAAAUAACAAUGAGUAAUAAUUCAAGCAAUAAUGGCACUGAAAGCAUCAUAAUGAAGAAACUUAAAACUAUUGAUUGGUAUGGUGCAAUGUCGCUGGUAAUUUUCCUGCUUUCUUUUAUGAUACUAAGUUCGGCUGGAGGGUCAGAUAUUUCUGUCAAGUCGAAUACAUUCUUAUAUUUGACCCUUAUUUCGGUUACGUCAUUUAUUAGUUUUAUCUACAUUGAAUUAAAGUUUGCUAAGGAUCCAAUAUUGCCAUUGGUAUUUUUAAAAGAUAGAAGUGUUUUAGGAUCUAGCUUAAGUAACUGGUUUACAAUGAUGUUAUUAAUGACCAUCAGUUACUAUCUUCCAAUUUAUUUCACAAGUGUUAUGGGUAUUGGCGCAUAUGACGUUGGUAAAAGAACGUUACCAAAUUUUUUCAGUGUUGCAUUUGGUUCCUUAGGGGCAGGUUAUUACAUGAAGAAGACUGGUAAAUAUUAUUGGUUUGUAACAUUCUUCUGUUUGGUUGUAGUCAUUGGUUGCUUACAAAUAUACUUAAUUAACGACGGAAUAUCUGUUUGGAGACAGUAUUUACUAAGUUUUGUACCUGGUCUUGGUGCCGCAGUUUUAAUUACAAUUGCAUUAUUGUCUAUGAUAGUUGCAGUUCCUCAUGAAUAUCAAGCAGUCACUACAUCAAUUUCGUAUGCCUUCAGAUCAACCGGAUGUACAUUAGGUGUAUCCAUUGGUGCGGCUUUAUUUCGAGAUUCGUUAAAUAAAUAUUUGAGAGCAAAGAUAUUGGAAUUAGGCUCACAGAAUGGAAAUUACAGCGAAAAAGAAUUAUUACAAAUAAUAGACCAUGCAUCCAAAUCAAUAGAUUGGGUACAUAAUGAAGCUCCGCGUUUUUUCAAAAGGACAAUAUUAGAAUGUUAUCAUUAUGCAUGUAAAAAGGUUUUCUUAUUUUGUUUAAUCUGUAGCGUAUUAGCAUUACUGUCAAUUAGUAUGAUUAAAGAACAUAAAUUACAUUCAUCAUUGGAUAGAAAAGAGGACGAUACACCAGGAAGCGAAGAAAUACAAGACAGCAUGAACUAG